Molecule: messenger RNA, 3467 nt
Organism: Annulohypoxylon truncatum
Lineage: Eukaryota; Fungi; Ascomycota; Sordariomycetes; Xylariales; Hypoxylaceae
Product: Pkinase-domain-containing protein
Exons: 4
Coding region: 283-3267 (994 amino acids)
Biological process (GO): regulation of MAPK cascade; intracellular signal transduction; protein phosphorylation
Cellular component (GO): cytoplasm
Molecular function (GO): protein serine/threonine kinase activity; ATP binding
Source: RefSeq, a predicted model, not a curated record
AGAAUAAAAACAAAACACCCUACCUACUACAUUCAACUUGAACACCCCUCUCCCGCUACUACCACCACUCCUCUAUCGUCUCGUUCAAGGUCGGGUGUUUUCUAGUUCUCGUCAGCCCGGAGGUUUCAUCACUCGACCCAUUCAUUCUGAUUUUUUAAUUGUCACUAAAAAAAAAAAUCACCGCCGCCCCCCCUCUCCAAAAAAAUAAGCAAGAACUAAAAACUCUGUUUUUUUUCUCUUACCCCCAGUACCGACAGGAUUGUACCUACCUUAAAGGUAGAGAUGGACAGCCACAGUGCUAACCCAAAUGUUAAUCUGCAGCAGCAACAACAACAGCAACAACGCCGUAACAGACUGACUAAGAAACCUCCAUCUCAACAUCGCAACCAUAGUCACAGCCGAGGACAUAGUUUCUCACUCACCGCUGAUGGUCGCUUUGACGCCCAAUCCCUUCAGAGCAAACGGAGCUCCACGAGUCUGAGGCGAGCUCCAAGCGCUCCCCACAGAACUCCCGCUGCCGCUGCCGCUGCCGCUGGUGUUGGCGUUGGUACAGCCACUACCGCUUCCGCUCCCAUUAACACAAAUUACAACACCAUUAACAAAACCACCACCACUACAACGCCUAACGUUCCAGUUAACCUGGGCAUUAACAACGCGUCAAACUCCUCUGCACCCUUACAAUCACAAUCGCCCCGUCAUCUACCGCCCGUCACUACUAACAAUAAUUAUAACAAUUACAAAAAUUACAACCACGAUUACACCACCCACUCUUCACCCGUGCUAUCGCCCCGUCAAUUUUUGCCCUCCACAAUUUCGACUCCUCAUCACCUAGCCUCGUCUUCGCCCACACAUUCCCCCUCCAACAACGUAUUCCCCGUCGCUUCUGCUGACGGACCCCGAAUUGGGCCUGGAGCCGGUAAAGGAAUAGGUGUAGGCAUAGGUAUUGGGAAAUCGAAGCCACGAGAUCAGCGUUUGUCCGAUCCUCAUAUUCUAUCACCCCUCUCUUCUCAGACGCCUGAAGAAUUCGUCGGCGCGCCCUUUGACGGCAACUUCAUCCUAAAUCAUUUUGAGGCUACCAAGUCGCCGACGUAUCAGUAUCCAUCCACCCAUCCUCAUACUCCUACCCACAACCCUAACCGUCCCGCACUACCCCCACCAUCGAAUUCGAGUCCCGACCCACGUGUGAUGAGUCCUCCUCUACGACAAUCGGCUAGCUUUUCUGCUCUCGACGCCGUCAACAUGUCGGAGAAGUCCCAUGGUGCGCGCGUCAACGAGAGCCAAGUUGUUCCUCCGAAGCGAUACUCGGAUGAGGGCAAAGAACUAAAAGGUCCUGGUGUAUUAAGAAAGAAGUCUGGCUUCUCUGGCCUUAUGAGCACAUUGGUGGGGUCGCAAAAGAAACCUAUUAUAUCCGCACCCGAGAAUCCCGUCCAUGUCACUCACGUCGGCUAUGAUAGUUCUACUGGUCAAUUUACGGGCCUGCCGAAAGAAUGGCAACGACUAAUUAACGAGAGUGGUAUUCCGGAGAAUGCUCGAAGGGAAAACCCACAGAUGAUCGCCGACAUCGUCACUUUCUACAAGGAGACUACAGAGAAGCCUCAUGAGGAUCAAGUGUUGGAGAAGUUUCAUGAUGUGAGAGCUCAGGAGCUGCGCGCCCCCUCUGGCGGAAUGGCAACAUCCCCCGGCAUGUAUGCAUCAAACUAUGCGGGUAUGUCACCUAUGAUUAGUCCACCAGCAAGUCCGAGAUUUCCAAUCGUGAAUAAUGAAGGCACCUUCGAGAAUCCCCGAGCCCCUCCUCCCGUACCCGUCCCUGGGAAGAGUCCAGCACUACAUUCCCUCAAGGAUCAUCCCAACUUGCAACCAAGUCGACCUGCGCCGAAGCCCCCUGUCUCGUUGCAGACGCGAACAGUACAGCAAUCACCUUAUGCCACUAAGGACUCGGGUAUUGGCAUGGCGCAAGCAGGUGAAGAUCUCCACUCGCCUCUUACCCACACCCCGUCGCUAAAGGACAAUGUUCCUAUGCUCCCCGAAGAGCACCGAUCGAGAUCGAAUUCGCGAGUGAAUGGAAGCCAACAACAUGGCCCUGUCGGCCAACAAUCACCUAAUCCUCAGACAUCGUAUCAACAGCAAUUGAUGCAACAUCAGCAAGAGCAGGCAAUGGCUCAGGCCCAGGCUGCCAUGAAGGGCCAACUGGGUAGAUCUGCAAGCACUAAGCAACCACCGGCCCAGCCGAUGCCCCCGAGCUCGCAGCACCCCAUCAACCGCCCGCCGGAGGCCAAUGGUGCAGGCGGCGCAGGCCAUCCAGCGCGCGUUGGGCCUCCGGCACAGCAAUCGCGUCCCCGUCAGAGGCCGCGGCAGAGCAGCAGCAUAGAUGUCGCGGCAGCUUUGAAGCGCAUCUGCUCUGAGGGCGAUCCCCGCGAACUCUACCGUGGUUUCACUAAGAUCGGGCAGGGCGCGUCUGGAGGCGUAUAUACCGGUCAUGAACGAGGAACGAACCGACUAGUAGCUAUCAAGCAGAUGAAUCUUGAACAGCAGCCAAAGAAGGACCUGAUCAUCAACGAGAUUCUAGUUAUGAAGGAGAGUUCCCACCCGAACAUCGUCAACUUCAUAGACAGCUAUUUGUGCGGUGGUGAGCUGUGGGUUAUUAUGGAAUACAUGGAAGGCGGUAGUUUAACUGAUGUGGUGACUUUUAACAUAAUGACGGAAGGGCAGAUAGCGUCUGUCUGCAGGGAAACCUUGAAAGGUCUACAACAUCUACAUUCUAAAGGCGUUAUCCACAGAGAUAUUAAGUCCGACAAUAUCCUACUAUCGUUGGAUGGCAAUAUCAAGCUCACCGAUUUCGGUUUCUGUGCACAGAUCAAUGAGGCGCAUAACAAGCGCACUACAAUGGUUGGCACCCCGUAUUGGAUGGCGCCAGAGGUCGUGACAAGAAAAGAGUACGGAAGAAAGGUCGAUAUAUGGUCUCUGGGCAUCAUGGCGAUUGAGAUGAUCGAGGGCGAGCCACCAUACCUUACAGAAUCGCCUCUCCGUGCGUUGUGGUUAAUCGCUACCAACGGUACACCUCAGAUUAAGGAAGAGCAUAACUUGUCUCCAGUAUUCCGAGAUUUCCUUUACUUCGCCCUCAAGGUAGAUCCGGAGAAACGUGCGAGCGCGCACGAUUUACUUAGGCACGACUUUAUGAAGACAUGCGUUGACUUGGCGUCUUUGUCUCCGCUCGUCAAAGCUGCCAGAGAAGCUCGACUAGAGGAGAAGGCCAGCAAAGGCCAAUGAGGUGCCCGCCAAUGGUGUUAGGGUGUUCUUUUUAUUUUUAUUUUUUGGAAGAUGUUUAGGAAAUCUUGGAAUAAUUCGACGUACUCGGGCUUCUGAGGGAUUGAAUAAGUACGAUUACAAUUAUCCCCAUACUCAGGAGUACAUCUCGCAAGACCUUCGCAGUUUUGCAAUAUCUCCGGCCAUAGGGAUGAUUACGUUAU